Messenger RNA from Aspergillus ibericus CBS 121593, 675 nucleotides. RefSeq lists its product as uncharacterized. Lineage: Eukaryota; Fungi; Ascomycota; Eurotiomycetes; Eurotiales; Aspergillaceae. The record is from RefSeq and is a predicted model, not a curated record. The coding region runs from base 1 to 675 and encodes 224 amino acids. The transcript has a single exon.
AUGUACUUCCGACCCAUCUCCAUUCUAUCCCUCGCUGCCCUCGCAGCAGCCGCCCCAACCUGUGACCGCACCCUCAACAGCACCGUCGGCCUCUAUACCGUGCAACCCAACGACACCAUGACCAGCAUCUCCCACACCGUCUCCCGCGGCAUCUGCGACAUCGCACGCCUCAACCGCAUGGCCGACGCCAUGCUCCCCCUCCUCACCGGCGAAGAACUCCUCAUUCCCCCUGAAACCUGCACCCCCGACAACUCCACCUGCCUAAUCCUCCCCAACCCAACAAACACUUACUCCGACUGUGUCGCCGGCGGUCCUCACGCCUAUUACACCCUGGAGGGCGACACGAUCCGCUACAUCGCCCUCAAGCUCAACAUCACGGUUGAAGCCCUAUCCGCCACCGCGCAAGGCGGCGUCACAGACCCCGAUACACCUGUGCAAGUGGAUAACUUUCUGAAAGUGCCGCAGUGUAGUCCCAGUCGGUGUACGGUUGAGCCGUUAUUGUUUACCUACGGGACGUAUAAGGAUUUAGCGGAGAAGUCGGGGACCACGGUGGGACAGAUUAUGGCGUUGAAUCCGACGUAUAAUCAUACCGAUGCGGCGAGGGGGGAGGGGGCGGUGAUUACCUUGCCUGGGAAGUGUGAGACUUUGGGAGGGAAUGGGACGGUUAUUUCUUAG